AUGAAAUCUUUGGCCACGCCCCUGCCCCGCCCCCUCCCCCGCCCCGCUAUAAAGUCUCUGAUCCCGGCUCGCUCAGCCAGUCCGCUCUGUGAGAUCCCGGUAAGUGGCCGUCAGACAGUCAUCAACGGGUUAAUAGAGACAUUAACAGCGGGAACCUACCGACUGACCCCUACAGGCUCAGUAUACAGCAGGUACCUACCUACAGGCUCAGUAUACAGCAGGUACCUACCUACAGGCUCAGUAUACAGCGGGUACCUACCUACAGGCUCAGUGUACAGCAGGUACCUACCUACAGGCUCAGUGUACAGCAGGUACCUACCUACAGGCUCAGUGUACAGCGGGUACCUACCUACAGGCUCAGUAUACAGCAGGUACCUACCUACAGACUCAGUAUACAGCGGGUACCUCCCUACAGGCUCAGUAUACAGCAGGUACCUACCUACAGACUCAGUAUACAGCAGGUACCUACCUACAGUCUCAGUAUACAGCAGGUACCUACCUACAGACUCAGUAUACAGCAGGUACCUACCUACAGUCUCAGUAUACAGCAGGUACCUACCUACAGGCUCAGUAUACAGCAGGUACCUACCUACAGGCUCAGUAUACAGCAGGUACCUACCUACAGGCUCAGUAUACAGCAGGUACCUACCUACAGGCUCAGUAUACAGCAGGUACCUACCUACAGGCUCAAUAUACAGCAGGUACCUACCUACAGGCUCAGUAUACAGCAGGUACCUACCUACAGGCUCAGUAUACAGCAGGUACCUACCUACAGGCUCAGUAUACAGCAGGUACCUACCUACAGGCUCAGUAUACAGCAGGUACCUACCUACAGGCUCAGUAUACAGCAGGUACCUACCUACAGGCUCAGUAUAAGGCAGACACCGCUUUCAGUGGAUGA
Pelobates cultripes (western spadefoot toad) is the source of this 901-nucleotide messenger RNA. The record is from the annotation of a GenBank genome assembly. NCBI's taxonomy places the organism in Eukaryota, Metazoa, Chordata, Amphibia, Anura, Pelobatidae.